This is a messenger RNA of Fukomys damarensis (Damara mole-rat), 2518 nucleotides long. RefSeq names its product flavin containing dimethylaniline monoxygenase 4. The coding region runs from base 200 to 1810 and encodes 536 amino acids. The record is from RefSeq and is a predicted model, not a curated record. The transcript is spliced from 9 exons. Gene Ontology annotation, molecular function: flavin adenine dinucleotide binding; N,N-dimethylaniline monooxygenase activity; NADP binding. NCBI's taxonomy places the organism in Eukaryota, Metazoa, Chordata, Mammalia, Rodentia, Bathyergidae.
UGUCCAGAAACCACGGAAGUAUCAAGGUCAGGUUAUACACAACUAUAUUUCUUCAGACAGACUACUUCGUGCUGUCACCUGCCUGCCAGAAAAAACGAGCGAUUUUGCUAUUAAACUGAAAGCAUCUUGCCCAAAAUCAGUAUUCUGUUUCUUUGAGAAGUAAGUUCAAGUAUCUGCUCUAUACUAACAAGAGCAUCCCAUGGCCAAGAGAGUUGCAGUGAUGGGAGCUGGGGUGAGCAGCCUGUCUCGUAUCAAAUGCUGCUUGGAUGAGGACCUGGAGCCCACCUGCUUUGAGAGAAGUGACGACUUUGGGGGACUAUGGAAGUUUACUGAAGAUUCCAAAGAUGGGAUGACCAGGGUCUACAGAUCAUUAGUGACAAAUGUCUGCAAGGAAAUGUCAUGUUAUAGUGAUUUUCCAUUCCAAGAAGAUUACCCCAAUUUUAUGAGCCAUGGGAAAUUUUGGGAUUAUCUCCAAGCAUUUGCUAAGCACUUUGAUCUCCUCAAAUACAUUUCGUUUAAGACAACAGUGUGUAGCGUAACCAAGUGUCCGGACUUCUCUGAAAAUGGGCAGUGGGAUGUUGUCACAGAGACAGAGGGCAAGCAGAACAGAGCUGUCUUUGAUGCUGUCAUGGUUUGCACUGGACAUUUCCUGAAUCCACAUUUACCUUUAGAGUCCUUUCCUGGAGUCCAUAACUUUCAAGGGCAGAUCCUGCACAGCCAAGAGUACAGGACCCCAGAAGCCUUCCAGGGCAAGCGUGUCUUGGUGAUUGGCCUUGGGAACACAGGAGGGGACAUCGCAGUGGAGCUCAGUCGAACAGCAGCUCAGGUAUUUCUUAGUACUAGGACUGGCACCUGGGUUUACAGCCGCUCUUCAGUUGGGGGCUACCCUCGAAAUAUGAUGUCAACAAGAAGAUGCAAUAAUUUGAUUGCACAAGUUGUGCCUUCAUGUUUCCUAAACUGGAUUCAAGAGAGGCAAAUGAAUAAAAGAUUUAACCAUGAGAAUUAUGGAUUAAGUAUUACAAAGGGGAAAAAGAAGAAAGCUAUUGUGAAUGAUGAGCUGCCAACCUGUAUUCUCUGUGGGACAAUCACUGUGAAAACCAGCGUGAAGGAGUUCACAGAGACCUCUGCUGUCUUUGAAGAUGGGACAGUGGAAACAAACAUGGACACUGUCAUCUUCGCUACAGGAUAUACAUUUUCUUUUCCCUUUCUUGAAGAACCUCUCAAAAGUCUUUGUUCAAAAAAGAUGUUCCUAUACAAGCGGGUCUUCCCUCAAAACCUAGAAAAAACAACCUUCGCAGUCAUUGGCCUAAUCAGUCUCACUGGGUCCAUCUUAGCAGCCACGGAGCUCCAAGCACGGUGGGCCACAAGAGUCUUCAAAGGACUCUGUAAGAUACCUCCAACCCAGAAAUUGAUGGCUGAGGUGAUUAGAAAGCAGCAGCUCAUUAAAAGACCACUUGCAAAUACUGUCAGCUACUACCUUCCAAAUAAAUCCAGAAUUCAAACACUUCUCAUGACCCCGCUGCUAUCACCUGAGACUGGGCUAUUCAGAAUCUUGUCUGUCUCCCACUUUCCACUCUGCCCUCUGGCACAACCACAAGGGCAAGCUGCACCAUGCCGCUCCCUGUUCGAAGACCUGCAGUUGCAUCGCGUUCUCUCUCAGAAGCCUUCUCCAGCCUCCACAAUUCACCGGGGAACCAAGCCUCUGUGUGCCCACAUCACCCUCCUUGCCUGCUGUUCUCCACUCACCCACACUGCCUCAGGGGCUCCAGCCUCCUUGCUGUUCCUCACUCAGGCCAAGCACCACCCUUAGGGCCUCUGCACUCGCAUGCUCACACUCUUCAAACCACACACCUGGGAGAGGCUUUUCUUGACAACCCCAGUGACCUGCCUUUACAUCUCUCAUCAUACCUGAUGUAUUGAUCACCUGGUGUAUAUCUAUUUGGGCUUUUCAGAGUCUGUUGCUUUCCCCCAUUAAAUUCUGACAGCAAGGAUGACUCUGCUUUGUUCACUGUUGGAACCUGUGCCUAGAAUGACCUCAAAUAUUUUGUUUGUUCCUUUAUUUAUUGAAUGACUUUAAGAUACCAAGAAAAUUUACUAAGAGAUAUAGUUAUGAAUAAAGGCUUCACAUACACUAUGCUCAUAUCUGUGUCGAUCUUAGUCCUACCAAGUAUGGAUUGAUUCAAAAUUAAUACCAGGUGCAAAAUGCAGGUGUCCCCAUGUGUGGUGCUUUCUGAUCCAGUUCAUUUAUCAACAACUUCUGUAUUUGGAUUGAGCAAAUUUAAUCAUCUCAAAUUUAAAAACUGAAAGUUUCUCUUCCAAUUGUCUCUUUUACUACCUCCUUUCACGAAUUAAUUCCUCUCAUAUACACCAUCUGUAGGUGAUUCCUUCUUUUUUCUUCCCAGCCCAAAAUCACAUUCCCAAACAUGGUUUGAUUGUGAAGAUCGAGUAACACAAUGGUGGGGAAGGGUGGAUCUUAUAACUUAAGAAACGCAGGGCAGGGAGCGAUUGACAAAAGUCA